Molecule: messenger RNA, 2164 nt
Organism: Phacochoerus africanus (Common warthog)
Lineage: Eukaryota; Metazoa; Chordata; Mammalia; Artiodactyla; Suidae
Product: IQ domain-containing protein H-like
Exons: 13
Molecular function (GO): protein binding
Source: RefSeq, a predicted model, not a curated record
UUACAGGGCACAGAGAAGGCUCAGAAGUUAAUAAAAGGAUCUACCAUAUCCAACCUCACAGUUCUCCCAGCAUCUCAUCGCACAAAUCCUUAUUUCACCCGCGUGCCAGUCUUAGAAGUGGAUGCCAGUAAAGGGAUUUUAAGUAUGAUGGAACGAGGACUGAUCCCACCAACAGCAAGAAUAACCUUUCAGAAUCCACCCAUUAUACCCAGAGCGGCUCCUCUGCAUAGUUUCGAUGAAGCCCGGAAGAUUACAACUACUGCCCCUUUUGCUGCACUCCAGAGACCACAGUUGAUCACAAAGGAAGUGAAGAAUCUCACUCUCGAGAGACAAAGAUCAAAGGGGAAAGGCAGAAGGGCAAGAGGUAGAUCAAAAUUAUGUAUCAUCUCUACCAACACUUUCCUUUUAUAGGCCGUGAAAGUGACAACACCUGCUAAGGCUCUGAAAUCACCAUGGGAUUAUGACUUUUUUAUUCAUAAUGGCAUUGUAGACAAGACAGCACCAGACUUCUUAGCAUUCAAGGAACAUUUCAGUUUGUCUUGGGGAAGUAUUUUUUCUCUCUUGGAACAUGUUGAGAAGUUUCUCAGGGACUAUGCAAUACCAGAAGUCAAAAUAAAAGGGAACAGUUUAGUAGCACUCCUUCCAGAGUUUGAGCUGAAGAAUAAACUUACCAGAUAUGACCUUCUCUCAGUGCUAGAGAACCCAGUUCACAUCCAAAUGAUGUUAAAUCUUCCGGGGCAAAGGUAUAAGGGCCAAAAUGGAAAGACAGAGGCUGCCAUGAAGAUCCAAGCCAUAUGGAAACGCUACAAAGCAAGAAAAUUCUUCCUCACUUAUCGCCGGCAGAAGUGGGCAUCAGGUGUGAUUGCCAUUGCGUGGCUCUUAUAUUGCCAUAAGACCCGGCUGAGGAAGCUUCUAAAGGAAUCACGUGAAAGACACCUGGAGAAUUUCCGCAUUCGAGCCAAGCAUCUGGCAGCCAACUGGAAUCGCAUCAGGACCUCCAGGAGGACUAUUAUCCAUAUCCCAUCAUUAGGAUAUUCUCAGCCAGUGCGACAAAAUAUUGCCGACUUGAACACACUGCAAAACGUGCAGCUGGGGAGGCUGUGUGACAUCUUAGAUGCCAAUGUGAGCGUCAUCUACAUCUGCUCCCAUCAAAUGAGUGAUGAGUUACUACUGUAUUACAAUAAGAUCCUGAGUCUACAGGCAGCUGUCAAAUCAGGGAACCUUGAGAACAGAAGUGACCUGCAGGACAGGUUCAAAAUUAUCACCCCUGAAGCUAUAAACAUCUUCACUAUAAUAGAACAAGUGAGUCAGCUGGUUAUCGAUCACCUGAAAAUCCAACGCUGGCUCUUUAAAAUGGACUAUGAGUUUGGAGGAAAUGGGACUGCAUUUUGUGACAUCCCUUCCCACCUAAAGUGCUACAAGUGGGUCCUAAAGGAGAGUCACAGAUAUGGCCACGAAGACUGGAGGAAGAAAUGGGCACAAGAGCCAGCUUUGGUGAAGAUCUCCGAGGAGCUGGCGGGCAUUUUAGCACAGCACGCACAGCCAGUCAAUGAGAAACGGUUCUCGACAUGGAGGAAAUUCCUCCAAACAUUUCUCAGUCAAGGAGGCGUGAUUGAAGCAUACCCACCUACAGAGAGUGUCACCAAUGUGACAGUGGACAUGCUGAUAGAGCCCAAUGGAGAAAUCAGGCUGCUGUCAACAGGGGACCAGUUUCAUGCCGAAGGCCCCUUCAUCUCCUCUGGAACCACCAUGCCUCAGGCCUCAAUAGAUCCCCAAGUUCUCAGUUCUUUGUGCCUUCAAAUCGGAAAAGCCUGUAAAAUGAAAAAUGUGGUUGGUUACUUCUCCAUAGACCUGGUGACUUUUAUCGAUCCAAGCACCAUGGAGCAGCAGGUGUGGGCAACAGGCCUCAACAUCUCAUACAGUGACCAACUGGCCCUGACCCAGCUCACCUUAUACCUGACCAACGGCCACCUGGAUUGCAGUUUGGGCACCCUUGAAGUGCCCUGCUUUGUUCCCAAGAAAGAGAGGAAAAUAAGCCAUGUGAACCCCCAGGCAAUGCCGAACAAUCGGUGAAGAUCUCCAGGGGGUCCUCAUGACCUUUGCUCGCAAUCUCUUCAUCAUCCAUCAAGAAAUAUCAGCACCUAAUAUGCAAGGCGAGACCAAU